GUGCGCACCGGCUGAUUGGUGAGCGACACUCGGUGACGACUGCCCGGCCGCGCCGCACCACUGCGCCGCCGACGCUCGCACGGCCUGCACGUCCGCCCGCCACCCGCUCCUGCCGCGACCUACCGCCCGCAGCCGCCCACGCCGCCCGCGCGCCCACGGCCUGAACUCAUCUCGACAGUUUUAGUUGUUAUUGUGUGGCGUCGAUUCUCAGAGAGACACACUGGUGCGCUUAUCAUAGUUGGUGGAGACUGUGUCAGUUGUGCCGGGACUGGCGAGGCACCAGCAUGGAGGACGUCUCUGCCCACGACGACAGCAGAAGUGUUCGCUCCGGGGGGUCCGCUAGCGGGCGGUCUCCCCCGCCUCUCUCGCCCGUCAUCACCAGCAUGGUAGGUUGUGUGUCCCCGAGCAGCCCACCGCCACCCCUCAUGGCCGCGCCGCCCCUCUCCGUGCCCGGACCGUCGCCGCCCGGAGGCCACUCGCCGCCAAUCUUCCCCUCCCCGCCGCCCACCUCCCGGCCGCCACCUUUCCUCCCUGCCCUAUAUUUCUCCCACGCCUACAACUCCCCGCCGCCCAUCCACACAUCUGACCCGACAGCAAAUGACUGCAAGCUGGUGGAGUAUCGCGGCCAGAAGGUGGCGGCGUUCAUCAUCAACAAUGAGACAAUGCUGUGUCUGCCGCAGGCAUUUGAACUCUUUCUGAAGAACCUGGUGGGCGGCUUACACACUGUCUACACAAAACUCAAGCGGCUGGGCAUCGAGCCGCUGGUGUGCAACGUGGAGCAGGUGCGGGUACUGCGGGGCCUGGGCGCCAUCCAGCCCGGCGUCAACAGGUGCAAGCUCCUGGCAGUGAAGCACUUUGACAUCCUCUACAAGGACUGCACAACCGCCAGCUUGCGAAGAUGGAGGGACCCUGUUUACAGAUGUAGAGACAAGACAUCAGGCUAUUUUCGAGUGUCCGGAUCGCGGCCUCGUAUGCUAGCGGGGCCCCUCCCUCCACAAGGGGUCCAACCCGGGGGGGUCCAACCAGGGGGGGCCCAACCCGGGGGGGCCCAUCCCACCCUCCCCAGCGUAGUGAUGCCUGGACGUCCGCCCAAGCGACCCCACGAGAUCAUGGGCAUGGGCGGCCUGCCUGGACCCAUGGGCCCUGGAAACCUACCUCCCCCACACCUUUCCCCAGAGGCACUCAUGGCUCUCAAGAAGACCCGCAUGGACGCCAGGGACUUCCCGCCAUUCAUGAACGGCGGCGUACCUGUCGCCUUUCCAAUCCCUCCAGAUGGAGACAUGGAGAAGUCUCCUCUUCUCUCCAACGGGUACAACCCCCCACCCAAGGGCCUCAUGGCGCAGUACAUGGCGCUCAACGGCGGUAUGCCCCACCCCGCCCUGCUGGCACACACGGGGCUGCCACUACCGCCCCAUCCCGCCCCAUGGGCCGCCCACGCCGCCGAGCACCCCUUCAAGAACGGCCCUCAUCCUGACAGCCUGGCACGCCCGCCGCCUCACCCUGGCCUCCUCUGCUUCAGGUCGAUGGUGUGGGAGAACUGUCGGGCUUCAUACGACGAGGUCCUCAAGCACUUGGAGAGAAUACGCGAGGACAGAAACAGAGCUGACCGAAUGCUGGGUCUGGAGAGGGACGAGGCAGCAGACCGCCCAGCAUCACCGCACAAAACAAACGGCUAUGGGGAGGGAGACGCCCUCAACCUAAGUAGCAAGAGUGACUCCCGCGAUGACCUCAGCGACGCUCCCACCCCAAGGGACGACAAGGACGAGGCUCUUUCUGACGCUGACGACCUCGACGACAAAAAUGACCUGAGUGACCGAGAGGACUUCGACUACUCGGACCGCCCCUCGCUACACUACUCAACCAGCAACAACAACGACAACAACAACACCAUCACCAACACCCUCACCUCCACGGCCAACAACACCAGCGGUGCCGGCGGGGGCGUGGGGGUCCUGGCGGGAGGCGUCGGGAACUUGCUCUCCGGGAACAUCAAUGGCAGCAGCAGCAGUAGCAGCAGCAGCAGCAGCAGCAGUAGUGUAGCCACGCCUACUACGUCACAGUGCUCCGCCCUCCUACCCGUCGGGGACGACCGUCUACCUCCAGGCUUGAGUGGGCUGGCGGGACUGAGCAUGGCCGGCGGACCCGAUGUGACGCCCGCGACGCACCACCCGCCGCUCUCCUCCCUCGAGAACCUCCUGGGCAACAUUCAGAACCUCCUGAAAGUGGCAGCAGAGAGCGUGAGGCAUGAGGAGAAGCAGUGGAUCAGAGAGAAGGAACACCUUCAGCUGGAAUUCCAGAGGCAGAAGGAGAUGCGGGAGAGACUAGAGAAGCAACUGAUGGAGGACGAGAAAGUGAAGUUGCUGUACCUCCGCAAGCUGAAGAAGGAGAAGCGGGCAAGAAGGCGCCUGGAGGAGGAGCUGACGGAGAAACUUAAGAGACUCUCACAAUACGAACCCAAUGCUAAGGAACUGCUAAGAGCCGCUGCCGAGUCUCUAGCUAAGGAAGGGGUGAAUAACGCAGCCGUGGCAGCAGCGGCGGCGGCGGCAGCGGCUGCAGCUUCAGGCGGCUCCUCAGGCCAGAACGAGAACCCGCACCUCAGCCCCAAGACGCACCAGACGCAGCAGCAGCAGGAGCUCCAGGAUGGGCGUGCCAAUCAGAGUGAGGCCCCACCUGUGUAUUUCAACAAAUCGAUGCUCUUCAACUGCACAGCCUAAAACCCAUUAACACAAAAACCUUCGAGUAAACACCAAGUAACAGAGCGUGGCGUAGUGAGAGUGUGGCUGUAUAACUCUGCCAUUCCCGCUGUCUACUGCUGCCUCCCUCCUCCCCCCCUUCAGGCUCCUGGUGGGGGCUCCAAGGACGCCGCUGGCCCGUACCACCACAACCACCGCCGCCGCCCCAGGACGACCCACUCCUCCGCCUCCGCCUGGCUGUCAACCUCACCCAGAUGGACGCAUAGCCGUUUAUGGACUCUCAAAUAAGAGCCCUGGGUGCACUAGGGGCUGAAGGAUCUCUCUCUCUCUCUCUCUCUCUCUCUCUCUCUCUCUCUCUCUGGGUGCCACAAGAGCUCUACAGGUUCAUCCCGGUGUGAAUAUGAACGCUCACUCUCACCUGACAGUGCGAGUGAGUUCCCUUCGCCUCUGCCAGCAAGACACCGGCCGCGGGAAAGAGAUACGGCGGUGAGCGAACACGAAAAAAAAAAAAAACAAUGCAGAAACCAGUGUAAGGACGAGGCUGGUUAGGGCGACGCGCAACCAGAUCGCCUCCUGGUCCUCGGCUUUAGUGGGAGCGAGGGACGGACACCACAGGUACUGGCGCUGCCCUAAAGUCGUGAUGUGCCCGCCGCACGACCCCUGAUGCCCAGACUCGACCUGCCAGUACCAGGAAUCUUGGCUGCCAAUUACGUGAUUUUUUUUUCAUCUCUCACUCUCUGGUGUGUGUGUGUGUGUGUGUGUGUGUGUGUGUGUGUGUGUGUGUGUGUGUGUGUGUGUGUGUGUGUGUGUGUGUGUGUGUGUGUGUGUGUAAGUGUGUGGACUGCCCAGACUUGCUUCACCCAUGGACAGGUGUUCAAGUUACGCAAUUAAGGUAAAAUAUAAACAAAACAGGUACGCAGAUACAGACAGACAGACAAGAGAAUGAUUCAUGUACAUAGUUUUCUUCUACUCACUCUUUCUCUCUCUCUCUCUCUCUCUCUCUCUCUCUCUCUCUCUCUCUCUCUCUCUCUCUCUCUCUCUCUCUCUCUCUCUCUCUCUCUCUCUCUCUCUCUCUCUCUCUCUCUCUCUCUCUCUCUCUCUCUCUCUCCGGUCAGUGAUGAUGAUGAACAAUGGUGAGAGGUGACUGACGGGGUACAGAAACAUGACCAUUGUGGAAGAACUGUGUGUGUGUGUGUGUGUGUGUGUGUGUGUGUGUGUGUGUGUGUGUGUGUGUGUGUGUGUGUGUGUGUGUGUGUGUGUGUGUGUGUGUGUGUGUGUUAAGUUUAAAAGCUAAUAAAAAUCACUUCACAAAUGUUUCUGCUUUCUGAAAAAAAAAAAAACCCGAUCUGGCAUUGAUUACUUUUUACUUAGAUGGACUGAGAGAAAAGUGAUAGAAGAAAGACUUUAACCCUUAAUUAAUGGUAGAAUGUAAGGAACUCGAUUACUAAUUUACUUAAUGGUCACCACUGCCAACAAGAAGAAGAAGAGGAAGAAUCAUUGUUGUUUACCGAGAAAGUGAACAAAAAAUGCAGGUAAAUGAAGAAAAAAGAUAAAAAAACUGCAAACAAUGUGGUGGUCAUAUUUCCUUUUUUUAUUAACUCUCACUUCAUUACUAUCAAAAGCAAUUUUCAGACAUUCUCAAGCAUAUGUGAAUCCCCCGAUUAACGUUAUUACUCUAUACGAUAAGGUGCGAGUGAGUGAGGUGCGUGCGUGUGUGGUGCGGCGGGGUGGUGACUGCUCCGCCCACCCGUGUGUGAAUAACGAGGAAAAAAGUGACCGAGCAGUUACAUACCACCGAGAUUGUGUGUUGAUAUCCUCUCCUCCUCCUCCUCCUCCUCCUCCUCCUCGUCCUCGUCCAUCCCCACCCCUCUCCCUUCGUCUAUCCUCUCUUAUUAUGUAAUUCAUGUGUUUUUACCUUUGAUUUUGAAGGGUAUACUGCCGCAGUCUGCUUUGAGAGUAAAUUAUUGACCUAAUGCUCUGUGGAAAAUACCAGUUAUAAUAGAUAGUUGGUCUGCGAAGCCUGAGAAGAAGAGUAUUUCUAUCGAGCACACAAUCCUCCCGUCAACCUCCCUUUAAUUCCCAGCUCCCCUCGUCUUUUUAUGUUUGUUGUGGUGGACUCGCGGGUUCCUCUCCUCAUGAGUUUGUCGGCAUUGACACUUUUUAAUUAUUUAAUCAUUUAGUGGAAGUCUAUGCGGUGAUUUAUCGUGAUUCCAGGGUCAAUUAUUGUUUUCUUUAUCAAUUAGUCUCUUACUUGUAUUUUGGAUGUAAUGAUUAUAUAUUUUUUUUAAUUGAAAACGAAAAUAAGAAAAAUUUCACAUGAUAAUUUUAAUCUAUGAAACACACUAGGAUGAAAAGAAGAAAUUUAGUAUCUUGGUCGACAUAUUGACACAAACUGUAAGAACUUCAAAAUCAGAAUCAAACCUAAUAAGAGAAACCCAAUCGAUCGCCACGAACAAAAUGAAGGUUUGGAAACAGAACAAACUUUCUCACCUUCACCACAAACAAACCAUUACUACGUCUCAAUAUAAAGAAACCAAUUUUUUCUUUAAGUAUUGACGCUUUUCUGUUUUUUGUAUCUUUUGAAUCACUCAUCGUCAAACCCGCCAGUCAAAACGUCAGGCCCCGCAACGCCUCAGCGGAGACCCAAGAACUCUAGUCAUGUUCCGAAGCUACCGCCCUGCCCUCCCUCAGUCCCCAACCCCUCCCUCAGGACACACGCACCAACAAAACUCUCUUCUCCGGCUACGCAUUCAAAUGUUACCUGUUGUUACCCGCAUCCCGUGUCGCCGAGCACCUCACCUGGGCACCUCACCUGGGCGCCUCUCCCUCCAGACAUGACUCGCUGCCCUCGCCCCCCUGUGUGUGUGACCCCCAGGCAGUGAUGCUUCCCCCUUCCCCUCCCCACCACCCACCCCUGCUUUCCCCAAGGGUGUGCAGGGCUGGGUUCUUGGGCCCUCGGUGUUUUGCUCGACCCCACUUGUACUUACGAGUCUAUAUAUAUAAUCUAUUUACAUAUAGAAGACUGAAAUUCUCAUAGGAAAACAUCCAACAAACCCCAACAACCUGUGCUGCUUUGUUCUAUAGGAGAUAAGUCACAAAUGUAUGUAUUAUGGAAUAAAUGUUGGAGUUCUGUAC
Molecule: messenger RNA, 5828 nt
Organism: Portunus trituberculatus (swimming crab)
Lineage: Eukaryota; Metazoa; Arthropoda; Malacostraca; Decapoda; Portunidae
Gene: dac
Product: dachshund homolog 2-like
Exons: 15
Coding region: 285-2714 (809 amino acids)
Source: RefSeq, a predicted model, not a curated record